Messenger RNA from Gossypium arboreum, 772 nucleotides. RefSeq names its product acyl carrier protein 2, mitochondrial-like. Bases 124 to 528 code for a protein of 134 amino acids. The record is from RefSeq and is a predicted model, not a curated record. The transcript is spliced from 2 exons. Gene Ontology annotation, biological process: fatty acid biosynthetic process. Gene Ontology annotation, molecular function: acyl binding; acyl carrier activity. NCBI's taxonomy places the organism in Eukaryota, Viridiplantae, Streptophyta, Magnoliopsida, Malvales, Malvaceae. Gene Ontology annotation, cellular component: mitochondrion.
UAAGCUACUAAAGGUUCCAAUUUCGCAAAGUUAACUGGGGCUUUGAGGGGGAGCGCGAACAGAAAAGAAUAGGUUUCUUGACAUUUUCAGCAGGUAGAAGAGAAAAGGCUAUUAGCUAUUGAAAUGGCGGCGGUGAGAGGAGUUGUGCUAAAGCACCUGAGAGUGAAUGCAACAUCCCUGUCCCUGCUUCGUAACCCUAAACCCAUCCCUAACGGCCACGGUGCUCUCACCUUCAACGCCAUACGGCGCCGAUUUUCCGACGACGUCAUGGGCUCAUUCCUCGACAAAUCUGAGGUCACCGAUCGCGUUGUCUCUGUAGUAAAAAACUUCCAGAAAAUUGAUCCAUCCAAGGUUACCCCAAAUGCUCAUUUUCAAAAAGAUCUCGGGUUAGAUAGUUUGGACACUGUGGAGGUUGUUAUGGCUCUUGAAGAAGAAUUUGGGUUUGAGAUACCUGAUAAUGAGGCAGACAAGAUCAGCACGAUCAGUCAUGCUGUCGAGUUCAUUGCUUCUCACCCCCAGGCAAAGUAGACAGGAAAUUAUGACUCAAAUCUUUUUCUUUAUUUUACCUUGUUCAUGUGAGACAUGAAACUGCAUUGGAUAAUUCCCUGAAUGCCUGUAGUAUCGUCUGGAUCAAAGAUCUUGGGUUAGUUUUGAUGUUUACUGCCUCAACGCUGCUGUUCUAAUUCAUAAAAUGUAAUAUUGCUAUUUUGUUUAUUUUUCUUGACCAUAUUUCAUUUUAAUGUAAUAAAUUUGGAUGAUCUCAGUUUCAUUA